Molecule: messenger RNA, 10002 nt
Organism: Cantharellus anzutake
Lineage: Eukaryota; Fungi; Basidiomycota; Agaricomycetes; Cantharellales; Hydnaceae
Exons: 9
Coding region: 370-10002 (3210 amino acids)
Source: RefSeq, a predicted model, not a curated record
CUGAUAACCUAGUCUCCAAAAAUGGAACUCCCUAUCUGGUUCCGCUGUCCUCAAGGCCAAAUGAAUACUAUAGAUUCCCACAGAACCACCAGGCAGGUCAAAUUACAUUGAAGAAUGCCCCUUAAUAGCUCUGACCCGACUAUACUGACCAAGCUACACACACGCCUCGAGCUCUCUUCACCGAGCUGAUCUACAUCAUACUCAGGCCCAGGCUGACAUCGGCACGGUUAGCAGGAAACCGUGAUUCAAAGUUUUCACGGAGGGGUGUAUUCCGAUCGAUUGAUUUUUGACUAUCCCUUCUCGCUGUCUUUUCUUCAUUGCGACGUCUCAACAUAAAGGCUUCUCGAUUAUUACGCCUCAGGGCCCGCGAUGGGGGAUGAUCUUCUAGACUUCGUCAUCAAUCAUGUGUUCAUGCCGCCCAAGUUGCCCCAAGAGGCGGAUGAGAGUCCGGAGCGCAUAGAUUUUCUUUUGUCGACCAUCUGCAAGAGCAUGACGCUUUACAGAAAGCAGUAUGCUGCACCUGAGCACCAAGCGUUGUGGGAUUCAUUAUUGAAAAUGGUGGGUACGUUGCAACGAAUCAACAUGGACCCGGAGGUUGGAAUCAGCGAAUGCAUCAAAAGAUGGAGCACUGGAGACAUCAUCGCCAUUUUCGUUCGUGCUCAAAACGCGGGUGUGAUCAUCCGUUGUGGUGAGGAGGAAACAAUAUUCGAGAAUUUCGAAGCUUCGCCAACGAACAGAGCCGUGAUGGAUUGCACAGGGAAGCUUGUCCGCUCCUUUCCCGGGCCCGCAAUUGCCAUCCGAAACAACAUUAUGCAGGAUCUGGAUUUUCUAGAAGAAUUGUCUACAUUCCUAACUGAGAUGAAUGGUGAUCGACGGGAAAAUGAGGCCAUGAUGGACGAUCAAUCGCUAGAUGAGGACACAGUGGACAGCGAUCAUUUGCACGAGGAGAACAGAAUGGACGGCGAUCAACGGGAGGACGAGGACGAAAUGGGCAGUGAUCGACUACAGGAUGGGGACACAAUGGGCGGUGAUCCAUUGCAGGAUGAGGACGCAAUGGAUGGCGAUCCACUGCAGCAUAAGGACAGUGAUCAACCGCAGAAUACGGGGGAACACGGGAACCGCUCAUUCGCGUUCGCGCCCCGGGGGCGAUGGGCUUCCGAGGACACACCUCAUCCGAUGUACGUCACCGAAUUGCUGACCGGGAUACUCCGUGGAGUAGGGGAGCCUGCCGACAUUCCUCGCGUCCAGAAGAGAACAUCAGACGAUGUUUUGCGGCGAAAAACGGCUUCUGUCCCAUGGCGGCGCAGCUCCCUCUGGCUCGUUGUUCGCGUCGCGUUGCAGACUACGAUUCAUCGAGGCACUUCGAACAUGAAGGAAUACAAGGCUUUUAUGGUACUUCUUCUGGCCGAGAUUCUGCGGAGCGGCGUUGAGAAGUAUUUACCGGGACAUAUUCUUUAUUGCAUGCGGGCCAAACUUAGCCGCCGACUCUUUAAAAUCCGCUCAUGGGCAGCUCCGUCUCUGAUCACAUUUGUCCACGAGGUGGUGCUUGAUAUUGAAGGGUUGCUCCAAGAUCGAUGGAAGAGCAUUCAAGAUGCGCACAUGCGGGUACCCAAGUGGGCACCAGACGAGCUAGAUGUUAUUGGGGACACUAGCCUCAACUUGAAAAAUUGUAGAUCUUACAUCAGUGCCGCUCUCGUCUCGGGGGUUUCCGCCAAUCCUGAUGCUGCAUUCCAACCACAUCAUCAUCCACGAUCAUUCAAUGAUCUCUUUGACGACGAACCCGGCAGUUUUUCGGCAGCAAUAAAAGUCAAUGGGUUUGUUGCGCUUUGGGAUUUUGAGUGUUGCGUAAAAGAUCGCAUUGACGAAUGGGUAUCUCGGCAAAUAUCCGACCAGAACUGCGAAAGUGCUUGCGAUUUAAUCCCUCAUUACAUGACGACAUAUGCCGAAGAGGCCGAGAAACUGUAUGGGGCACUAGCAGACCAAUCCAUUAUGCUCCUCACGCUUUUUGAGUUGUGGAUGGCACUCGACAUUUUGGCAACAACUAGUUGUCCCCUCCUGAAGGAUUAUUCACCCGAGGUUCCACUGACUCUAUAUGAGGACCUCCUGCUCUCGAAAUCCGAGUCGUUGGAACGCAUCUCGAAGAUCCAGACCUACCUGCGCAAGCGCUAUCACGAAGCUGGUAGUACCCCUCGAUCAGUUUUUUCAGAAACUGUCGAUGAGGAAACUUUCGCAGUCAGAUUUUUCGAGUCGUCUCCAUCACUUCAGAGCCUUAAGCGCACCAUAGAGGAACAAGCGGGGACGAGCGAAAAACUUCAAGAGCUUCGCUUGCUAAAUCUAGAAUAUAGGGAAACGGUGAAAUGGGCAGGCUUUCACACUGUGGAUCGCAUGAAACCCGGGCACAACCUGGAAUCUUGUGGAGAAUGCCGUGUCAAAUGGCGGGCAAGAGUCCUGAGGACAGUUAUUCGCGAAUGGCCUCUACCAAAAGAACCAGUGCGAGCAAAAACCAUUGUUUUUGAGCAAGCAGUUCCUAGGAUUUUCAAGGCUUGGAGGGAGACAACUUAUUGGCUUCUCCGUGACAUCUGUACGUCGAAGGAAGGAAGGACACUUACGACGAGGGAAUCGUAUAUCCGCUCAUGCACACAGGAGUCCCCUUUGGGUACAGAACGUCGCGUCCCAAAUUCUCAACGAAUAUCGUUGGCACCGGAGGUAGAAAUCCCAGACAAGGAAGGUGUCUCUCGCACGUAUACAUCUUCAUGUCGGCUGUGGGACAUUAGCCAUCGCAGAUGGAUAUAUUCUCCAUCUGGUGACUGCGGUCUGAGUCACAGAAUGUCCAUGCGGAUACCGAGACAGUCUCCAUAUGCAUCCUUGGAAUGCUUUGCGUUGGGAACAUCCCACACCUCGAACGAAGUUCUUGCAAGCCAACAUGAAUGUCCCUCUUCGCUUAGCCUACGCAGUUUCGUUGCCUUCGGUUCGUUACGCGCUGGAGCCCGGUUACAGUGGUACAAUAUUGCCCGAGAAAUUCCCUCCGAAAAUUUGAGUUUUCAGUGUGAGGAGGUGCAUGACCUGAUCUCUCAGGCUGUGUGCCAAGUCGGAUGCCUUUCCAGCGAUGGCGUUUGGGAAUGUCACCAGGUUUUACAAGAGGUCUCAUUCGGUAAUGUGUUAUUGGACGUCCUUGAACAGCUGGGGACGGAUAUAGAGGGGAACUGGCGCCAGGGUAUCACAGCACUGACUGUCACUACACUGGCUUCUCGAUUGCUGGCCUCGGCUGUGGCACCACCGAUCAUCAACAAAACGUACACACUACUCCAGAAGAUGCGAGACAUCACUCUGCGCUGGUUGCACGAACUUUUGGUACUUCAAUCACACGCCGAAACUGAAACCGAACGAGACAGAUAUCAAGGAGCAAUAUGUCAAAUAGCCGCGAUUUGUAGGAGUUCAUUUGAUGUCGAUGCGCCCCAUGCUAAAUCACUGCUUCGAACUCCGGAAGAUGUCGCCAAAUUCAUCGAAUGUGCUAUCAUCCUUUGUAGUCAUUCUCCCCUCACUGAUGCAGACCCUCAUUUGCAUCAGUUGCUUCUCCGAGACAAGCGCGUGUCCUGCAGGAUGGAAGCGCUUCUUAUUACCCGCAUCCAGGAAAGGGGGACCAUGCUAGGCAUUAACAAAGCAAUAUCAGCUGUUUGGAGUGGUAUCGAUCCAACAUGUUGCUGGACAAGGCUACCAAGACCUAACGACCGUUGGUUGACCACUACCGUAAAUGGUCAAAGGACACAAAACGUUCAUUUCAACGUAUUAAGUGGCGCUUUGCUCAUUGAUGGGAAACCACCCGGUUGGUUGCCAUCUGACAUUCGUGGGCAUUCGAUAUACAAAGAACUCUUUGGUGCAAGAAGCCCGGAAGUUGUUCCAUCGGAUAUGGAAGACAUGGACUAUGUUAGCAAGGCUCACAUGUUCUAUGAGUCUCAGCUCGAAACCAAGGAUAUUGAUGAGACAAUUCACUUUGGGUGGCGAGAUGGAAGGCUCAUUGUACGAACCAGAUCCCUUGCGCUUGAUGGGAAAAGCUGUCGGGUCUUGGAAUUGUUACCGUGUGAAAUCUUUCAAGGGGAUCUGCCAUCUAUCUUAGUGAAGGAAUAUUUUCAUUGGAUGGAGUUAUCUACUUGUCAGAUUGAGCUGCGGCCUAAGAAGGCACCCUGGACAUCCUCCCAAUCGAACUGGCACCUCCGUCGUACUGCAUGCUCCACAUGGGUCAUGGAUAAAGGGUCAUCUGUCAGACUAGUUGACUGUCAAAGCCGCACAGGGGAGAUGAUUCAUGCUAUCCUUCGUCCACUUGAACCUGAAAAUAACAUUCUUAUCACAAUGGCAAGGUCGUCGAUGCAAGAAUUGCGCGUUGUUCUUCCCCGAAUCCAGCUCUCCUUCGCCCUGAAGGGUGGGAAGCUUCAUUCAAUGAACUUUCCGGGUUUCGAAGUAGAUAGUAACCAAUCAAUAGGCACAAUGCUGGGCCUCCGCAGUCAGUUGGUCUUGCGUCACAGCGGAGAUCUCGUUCCUGGUGUGGAGCUUAAUUAUUCGAGACGCGUCAUAAUCCCGACGGGGGAUGUGUCUAUCGCAAGUGACGGUGACCACGUCACUGUUACGAUUGAUGACUCGGAAUCGUCACACGUCAAAUAUUGUGAUUAUGACAUUGAUGUCUUACUGGGCCGGCUGGUUGGAGACGGAAGUUUGCCCAGCGCAUUAUUCCAGUCACUUCUUCAUGCUGUCACUAGUUAUUGCUUGCCCGAUCCUCUCACGUCAUUGUCAGGAGUCGAGGAAGCGAUCCAAAUCCUUCGAUCAGCGCGUUGCAAAUCGUUCCAAAGUCUUGGUGACUGGGAGCGGCAGCUUCUGCGUCAGUUGUCGGCGUUAACACCAUCAAGGACUGGGGAACUGCCCGAUGAACUGCCCGAUGAACCGCUUGGUGGGUGGCCAGGUGGACGGCGCGAGCUAUGGAAACGGAAACGGGAACGAGAACGAGAACAGGAACGAGAACGAGAACGGGAACAGGAACAGGAACGGCAAUGGGAAUGGGAAUGGGAAUGGGAACAGGAACAGAAACGGAAACGGAAACAGGAACGAGAAUGGGGAUGGGAACGGGAACGAGAGCGGGAACGAGAAUUCGAUUUGAGAAAGCUUUGGGAGCGUGGUAUUGGAGAAGUCGUUUGGAAUGAAGCGCUUAGUCCGCUUGUCCAACACUGUGCCUUUUGGGAUGAGACCCGAUCUAUUUUCAAAUGGAUCGAUGAAAUGAGUGUCGUUGACCCUUCUGUACGUUUCGGAGGAUCGGAACGUCAUUGGGGAGAACUGCGUCUGCUCUCCCGUGCUGGAUGUUGCAAUGCAGUCUGGUACGGUCCUGAUCUUCCAUGGGCUAUGCGGGGUGUGGACGUGAUAUAUAAAUCCAGGGACGUGAUACGUGAACCCAGGGACGCGAUUCAUGAAUCUGACAAAGGACUCGAUGCUACCCGUAUUCGUGCCGCAUCCAAUGUCUCUAGUCUGGUAUACCAUUGUCCUCGUCGGCUAAAGACACCCAAAGACCUUUUGUCUCGCUUGUCUCGCCUUGGACGGUGGCGGGAGAUUCAAGGUUCAUCCCCCAAUCAUUUGUCGAAUAUGCGUUUGGCAUUCAGCAAGGAAUGGCUGCGUUUGAACAUGGACAAAUGGAUACCUUUGUACAAUGCGUGUCGAACAGAGGAAUGGGGAAACCGUACUCGUUUCAAAUUGAUGUUUAGUCUUCCGGCGCCCGUCGCCUUUACUCAAUACGGGGAUUUGGUCCCUGCCUUACUUGCAUUCAUACGCUACCCCGAGUUUCGUUCCAUUGAUCCGCCACCGUGGCCCCGAUACGAUUUGAGCGUGGGCUAUAAACCAGAUGCAUCCGAACUCAAAAGUGCCAUUACGGGGUCCCUUCCACGCAAAUUUUUUCCCCAGACAUCUUUUCAGGUUUCUUUUCUUCUCAAAAACUUGAUUGCUCAAUGGAAUAAUGAACCCACAAGAGCCCCAACAUUACCAAGCCUGCCGGAUGGCGAUGUGUGGCUGAUCAGCACCUCUUUUGCUAUGGCCGAGGCGACUAAGUUGUUUGAAUCCUGUUUGAGAAACCGGGAUUUUCGCCAGCACAUUCGGGUAGUCCAGAGGGUAUUGGACAAACACCGGACUUGGACUUCAGAUGCUCCGGUUCUACCGAUAUAUUCGUUUCCGACAUCCUUACGACUCGGAUUAGUGGAACCGUCCAUCGUAUCGUACAGUGACGUCUUUCUCCGACAACCUCCGAUUCUUGCAUGUACGCCAACCCCUCUGGAAACGAAAAGAUGGUUGACCAUCAAAUCGUCUUCGGAACGCAGUAAUCUCAAAGCUCUCAUUUCGACUCUCCGUUCAUCCCACGAUCCGAUAUCCCAGAAAUAUAGGGCUGAUCUUGAGGCUAGCCGCAAUGCAUUGCAUGACAACAUACAAACCAGCGUGGAGCGGGUGGAAUCUCUCCAAGAAGAGCUUUAUCGCGAUCACCGGAUGUACCGAUCGCAUCUCGCUCAUGUGUUAGGGCAAGUCGGAAGGGCGCUCAACCCGGAUCCUCCUCAGUCAGAGCGAGUACAGGAAGUUAUGCGGGUUGCAGGACUAUGGCCGAAGAGCACCACUCGUUCUUUGCUGCACCACUUAUCAUUCUCAGCGCGUUCAACAGUAAACUUAUCCCCCGAAUGGAGGAAUGUUCUCGUUUGCCUCGCCCAGUCCAUACUUCUCUGGCAGCGAUCGGAGAGAUUGCUGAGAUUAGGACCCAAAUCCGAUGAGUUUCUGAAGGAAUGUUCGAGUUAUCCUGAUCUGCAUGACAUCUCUGACGACUGGCUGCUUGUCCAGAUUGACUCCAACUUUCUUGCACGCCCUCUUCAAGUUGAUGUUGCGCGUAACAUGAUGUUUCCUCGCUCACAAGACAAUAUCAUCCUUCAACUCAAUAUGGGGGAGGGAAAAACGUCCGUUAUUGUUCCGCUUAUUGCCAUAUCUCUAGCAGAUGGACGAAAACUAGUCAGAGUCAUCGUGCCAAAGCCCUUAGCAAAUCAAACGUUCCAGUCUCUGGUCCGACGCCUGAGUGGCUUAGCGAAUCGGCAAAUAUAUUGCAUGCCGUUCUCCCGUGCCAUCACAACGGAUUCGGAUGUUUUUCGAAGGAUCUGUCAUGAAUGCAUGGAUGGUGGUGGUAUACUGGUUAUGCAGCCUGAACACGUCCUGUCUUUUAAACUCACGAGCAUUGAACGACGGCUUUCAACGCCCGGGACAAGUGCACUGUUAGGGUUACAGCGAUGGCUGGACGCAAACGUUAGGGACAUUUUGGACGAGAGUGACGAGAUUCUGGCGGUCAAGUGUCAACUUGUGUACACAAUUGGCACUCAGCAGCCCCUAGAUCCUCAUCCUAUCAGAUGGACUAUGGUGCAGCAUGUGUUUGCUAUCCUGCGUAGUAGCGGUCGGCUCCUUCAUCAGCUGGCUUCUCAAGGGGAUCUCGAGCUCGAGCAACGAGACGGGUGUUUCCCUCGACUUCGCAUUCUCAAACACGAGGCUGGCGUUCAAAUUUUGAAAUCUCUCUUACGUGAAAUAACGCAAGGGGAGUCUCCUGAUCUACCUUCGUUUCGGCUAUUCCACGGAGAGGUGCGACGAGAAGCAGAGGCUUUCAUCGCCCAAAGGAAUCCCGGAAAACUUCAUGGAUUGCGAAAUCACUGCCGCAGUGACCACCAUCUGUGGAGCGUUUUACUCCUGCUGAGAGGUCUUUUUGCGCAUGGGAUACUUAUGUACGUUCUCAGUGAACGUAGGUGGCGAGUAGACUAUGGGCUUGACCUAACACGGUCACGUCUCGCAGUGCCCUAUCGUGCAAAAGAUGUGCCUGCACUGAGAGCAGAGUUCAGUCACCCGGACGUUUGUAUUUCGCUAACAUACCUCAGCUACUACUAUGGCGGAUUGUCUCACGAUCAGCUUGAUAUGUGCUUCGAGCAUAUCAACCAACUAGAAGACCCUGUAGUGGAAUAUCGCAAGUUGAUUAAGGAUAAUUGCUUAGUGCCAGACUUUCUGCGCAAUUACAAUACUUUCAACCCGGAUGACCGCGAACAAAGGAUCCAGCAUCUCUAUCCAGCUUUCGAAAGGAACCCGUCGACGAUCAACUUCUUCCUCUGUCAGGUUGUUUUUCCGAAAGAAGCCAAGACAUUUCCUCAAAAACUCUCCGCAUCCGGUUGGGACAUCGCCGAACGAAGGCAACACGUAACGACAGGUUUUAGUGGCACCAAUGACAACCGCUAUCUUCUCCCCACUUCUAUUCAACAGGACGACGUCCCUGCGCAAUUGGGUACGAAUGCCAAGGUGUUGAAUUUAAUGCUGCGACCUGAGAACGAUCACUAUCAAAGUGCGGCGAGCAGCACGUUUCUGGACCUCAUCGUCAAGGAGACUCCUCAAAUCCGAGUGUUGUUGGAUGUGGGCGCUCAGAUGUUGGAGUACUCCAAUAAGGAAUUGGCAUCGAUAUGGCUUUCGCAAGUCUCGGCAGUAGAUAUAGAUGCUACGAUCUUCUUUUCCGAAGAUGACGAAAUCUUCGUUAUUAGGCGUGAUGGAGUAACAGAACCGUUCAUCUCAUCGUCAUACAGACACCAGCUUGAUCGCUGUAUCGCGUACCUGGAUGAUUCCCACACAAGAGGCACCGAUUUGAAGUUGCCCGCCAAUUAUCGUACGGCAGUUACAUUAGGUCCGAAAGUGACAAAGGAUAGACUAGUUCAAGGAUGUAUGCGAAUGCGCAGGUUAGGUAAGGGACAAUCUGUCUUAUUUCUCGCCCCUCCCGAUGUGGAUCGCAAAAUCCGCAAGCUCUCCAAAAAGUUUCGUGGAGAACGAAUUGGUGUAUACGACAUUCUUUCCUGGUCCAUCAGGGAGACGUGUGCCAGCCUAAGGCGUUACAGUUGUGAUUGGAGAGAGCAAGGCAUCCAUUACAUCGACAGGCAAUGCGCAUGGGAAGAGUUUUGGACGUCCUACAUCCGUCGCACCUCAGUGUUAGAAAAAUAUUGGUUGAAACCCGAGUUGAAGUCUCUCGAGGAAAUGUAUGGGGCACCACCGUCCUCCGGGCCACUGGAACAGGAACCGCCCCAUCCGGCAGCCGAUUGUCGCGAGAUCAAGCAGAGGAGUGAGAUUUUCUCAUCCUCCACAAUGAGUUGGCUGGUGAAAAUGGCAGAAGAGCAGGAACGUGAAGUAGUCCACGAGUCUAGGCGCGAGCCGGAGGACGAGGAGUCACUACCACCUUUACGACCUGCUCGCCAUCACCUCCAUCCUGAUGUCGAAUCAUUUGUGCACGAUGGUCAAAUACCACCAUCUUCUCCUGCUUUCGUCUCGCUCUUUUCUUCAAUCACAAUCCUCCCUCGGUCUCAGCAAGACACCAAGUGGUCACGCAACCUUCUUGCAACCAGCGACUUCGUCACCACAAUCAAAGGUUCGAGUGCACACAAAGGCAUCGAGUUUCUUCGGCCUGUGAACUGGAUACUGUCUAGCAUUCGCGGAUCGAUGCUCGUGGUGUGCAGUCCUUUUGAGGUGAAUGAGUUGCUCCCAGAAAUUCGUCGCAGCGGCAACGUCAGGUUGCACGUGUACUCUCCAAGAACAAGUCAGCCGAUGAGGUCCCUCGAUGAUCUCAAAUUUUACACAAUUCCGUCCUUACCGACGACGUGGACCUACCCGGAGAGGCUCACAGUCUCGCAGCUCAAUAUAUUCUCAGGCCAGAUGUACAUCAACAACUUCGAAACGUAUCUCGAACUUUGCAAUUUUCUGGGCGUCAACACCAGUCAUGAUGGGAGGAACGAAGUAGAAACACAAAGUGAUGGUUUUGUCCUACCCAGGAAGCGUACUCGGGAAAUGAGCUUGGUCUGCCCCUUUGAUAUUAGUCCCUUGCCUUUCAUCCGCAAGCUAACGAGUCUCCGGAGGAACGGAACGUCCUAUGCCUCUACUCAUCUUGGACGAAUUGUUAAUGGAGCAUUCGUUCAGCCAGAGGAGUUUUGA